Molecule: messenger RNA, 1893 nt
Organism: Aspergillus mulundensis
Lineage: Eukaryota; Fungi; Ascomycota; Eurotiomycetes; Eurotiales; Aspergillaceae
Gene: znfA
Product: putative C2H2 finger domain protein
Exons: 3
Coding region: 1-1893 (630 amino acids)
Source: RefSeq, a predicted model, not a curated record
AUGGCGAACUUCGCGCCUCCACCAUUACCACCACCUCCGCGAAUCAGUGACCUAGAGAAUGGGUACGAUGCGGGUUGGAUACACGCAAAUGCUAGGCCCCCGCCCGGGUCUACGAAACUCGCGCCUAUUAACCCUAACUCAAGUCUGUUUGGCGACCACCGUCGCCCAGAGUAUCCCUUGCCUCGGCCUGACCCGAUGGCGCUGGAUGAAUUGAAUGGCAGACAAAGCGGUCUACAUUCUGUGAGGAGCCCCGAAGCGCAUAUUAAAAUUGAACCACCUCCGCCUGCCGAUGAAGGUUUCCGCAACUCAAUCUCAAUGGGCACUCCCGGACCUUUUCUCAAAGGCGAACAUGACUUCUCCCGACGAAGCGUCAAAGACUCAUCACAUGCUUAUGAUCAACAUCUCCUAUCUAAGAUUGGGAAACCAGUCUCCCCGCGACAGUCGGUCAGCAUGGGAACAGAUAACAGAGGCUCCUUAUCAACUCUCCCAAUACCGUCAAGGGGAUUCUCAAGCUUGCCUUCACCAGCUGGCUCCGACGUGCCCUCUCUCGACGUGCGGUGGUCUGGUGGUUCUCAUUCUGGUGGUAUAUCUCCAAACACCAAGGUGGCAUGGAGAGAUUACUUGGGCCGUCGGAGCCCAAGCGUUGAAAGCAACGCUCCCUCCUCUACAUUGGACUACGAACACCAUUCCCCGUUCUCCCGCGAUGGUCGCCGUAGAGGCGGUACUACACCACAGUAUGACGAUUUAUCUAGCCUUCCAAGCCGAUCGAACCGAGGUAGCUACGAUCAGAGCGUUGUUUCGGAUAUGGAAGGUGAAUUUUCCACAGACGAAUCCAUGCCGUCACGGUUAUUCAACGUCCGCGAGGCGACUCCGCCGUACCUAGAAGCUACUCGAUCUGGCACUAAACGAAGGGCAUCGUCCCCACCUCGCGAGCCUAUAGGCAAUGAUAAGCAUGCGCUUCACGCCACAACAAGCAACGGCGAUCUCUCUCAGCGGAGGACCACCGGGCAUCCUUUCACCAAUAAUCUAUCGGUAAAUAACGGCUAUACCCAUAGUUACGGAAGUUUAUCGGCCGCUUCAUCCGUGAGCAUGCGGACCACCGCGUCAUAUUCUUCAGUUGCCCCAUCUAUAGGCAGCAGCAUUACUACUGUGUCGACGUACGACCGUUCGCCCACAGGGCUGUCACCAAAAUCUGACCUCGACGCUUUUCAUGAAAAGAUGAUAAACUCCGGCCCGACCGCGGGGUUAUCUGCUCAAUUGGCUGCGCAAACCGCCCAGGACAACGGUUCUCUUGACGCGUCUAGCUCGAAUUCUUCAAGGAAGAUGUCGUUCCCGUCGAAUCUCAGUGUCCCCAAGCCGUCAACGACUAAAAUCGGUGGACUUUACAUCUGUGACUGUUGCCCUAAGAAGCCCAAAAAGUUUGACAGUCCUGAAGAACUUCGUUCCCACGCAUUGGAGAAACAGUACUCUUGUCUAUACUGCAACAACCGAUUCAAGAACAAGAACGAAGCCGAGCGCCACCAAAAUUCCCUUCAUUUGCGACGCCAUUCUUGGUCCUGCGCCGCGCUACCGGGUUACCAAGCAGCAUUCCACCCGUCACCGUCUUCAUCGCAACCCGGAUCAAGCGCUGCUUCUCACGACAGCUGCGGGUACUGCGGCGAAGAGUUCCCAAACUAUCCGCAACCAGAUUGGGACUCACGGUUCGAGCAUCUCACUUCCAUCCACAAGUUUGGUGAAUGCAACAACUCGAAGAAAUUCUUCCGCGCGGACCAUUUCCGGCAGCAUCUCAAACACAGCCAUGCGGGGACCAGUGGGAAAUGGACCAAUAUCUUGGAAAAUGCUUGCAUGAAAGAAGAAGCUCCCCCUGUGCCUAUCAAUGCACCCUCGAAAUAA